GACCGUCCCUGUCAGAGGCGCGCGGUCGGCCGCCAUUACGAGACGUCAGCGCGCGCGGUACCAUGCUCGCCCGGAAACCGCAAUGUGUUGGCGCCAAGUGUCCAAACUACCAAAGAGCCCAGGAGUAUUCUUCAUAUGUUUAUUAUACUUCUCUUUGUACUUAACGAUCUCCUACUUCCUAAUAAUGCCGGUCACACAAGUAAAGUUUAUCAACGAUGCGCUGAGGAUCGGAGACAAAUAUUCUCUGAUUUUCCUUGCCGCUCCCGGGACGCCGGCGUUCACUGAUGCCGAAGGCGCUGACGUAUUUGAGAAUAGACGUUGCGGGAGAUGUUUUGUCACAAAUAACAAAGGAUUUCUACCCAUGAAUCUCUACGAUGCUGUCUUAAUUUUUCGAGAAACGAGCGACCAAGAAACUGCUAUGCUACAGCCAGAGAAACUUUACAACAUUGAAACCAACAUGAAUUGCAUAAGAAGUAAGUUCAAGAAAUGCAAACAGGAGCCGAGAGUUGUGGCUUUGGGCUCAAAGGAGACGUUUGAUCUGUGCAGUUUUUGUGAUCAUUUAAAAGUGUGAUAAACUUAGCCUUGUUAGAUUAAUGAUAACAGCCAAAUAGAUAGUUAUGUAAUUAUGCAAAAUUGGUGCUUGAGUGCUGAAUGCGUAUUGAAUAGACCUCUAAGAUAUUGCCUACUUUAAUAUUAACUAGUUUUAAGUGCAUAGAUAGUCAUAAAUUAAUAAUGAUAUUAUAAUGAAGUGGGUAGUACAAACAAAAUUUUGAGAAUCAAUAAUUGUUAAAUAUAUUUAUGUAAUUGAGAACAAAAAGAAACUAAUGUUAUGUUUAGCAAUCGUGAAUUCUAUUUUCAUUCAAUGUUUGUGUAAAAAUUGUUCUUACUAAGAGUUCCUAUACUUGGGGGCCUUAGUUUGAAAUUGUCACAAGUGAAGAUAAGCCUUAAGUUUUAUGUUUUAGAGUCCAAUAUUGCUUAGACAUAAGAUGUCACAUUUCUAAGAGUACCUAUUACCUAGUUGCAAUUUCAUAUUAGGGCCUUGUUUAUUCAUUCCGGUUUCUUGUGUAUUAAAAACAUUAGUUUAUUUUCUUAUUAAGCUACCUAAAGGCUUUUCACUUACAAUGAUAGAAUCUAGGGCUACACCAAAAUGUUAAUCAUUCGAUUUAGUAUUAUCCACAUGUUCCUCUAAUGAUUCCAAUCCAUUGUACUUAGCUAACUGCAAUGCAGCCGUGAGAUUCGGAUUGGUACCUACCUCUUUUGUAUUCCUCGAACUUUUGUCAUUAGGUGGCACAUUUUCGAAUUUUUUACCAUUUUUGAUAAUGUCAUGUGCCAUUACAUCUAUGGUGCCAUACGAUAAAAAGUCAUUCUGUUUUGUUUUUUUUUUUUGGAAAAUGUUGUAAUUUUAACAAUAGCUACUAGCAUAAUUAUAAUUGCAGCUAAAUACCUAUAGCAAUCCAUGUAAACUCUAUCCUCCUGUUGAAAUAGGAAUUAUUAAUAAGGAUUGCUACUAAUUACACAUUGUAAUCUUUUGUUAACAUGCAAUGCAUUCAAAACAGUCAGUUCUACUAUUUAAUAAGCUCAUUGUUGCUAAAAGAAGGUGAGAAAGCGUAAUACUGGUAGAUAUAGGUAUCUCUAGGCUUAAGUUCGCCGUUACAUUUUUUGUAAUAAAUAAAAUGCAGAAUGCACCAAUUUAAUAAUAAUAGGUUUAAUAUGAUUACUGUCUAAUUUGUUAAUACAAAUGUGGAGAGAUCUACAUUAAAUAAAUCCUUUUUGAUGUCAGUAAAUCUCAAAGAUAAAGUAUCUAAAUUGUGAGCUGGAAUUAGUGUUCCCAGGUCGUCAAAAAAAGCGGGACAGACCCGCCAGUGGCUGGACAUUUGGGUAACAGCGUAAAUUAUUGAAGUUUUCGUGAAUACAGCGAAAUAUUGUAUGUAAGAACGGCGCUAGUCUACACUCAUUUGAGAUCGCAAGGCUCGACUUGUGAAGUGACUAUGGUUUAAAUGAAGAACAGCUUAACUAAAGCCGGAUUUUGGCCGGACAUUCAAUCAAAAAGCCAAUGUCCGGCUUUAUGCGGACGCCCGGCAACGCUAAAUGGAAUCUAUAUUCCACAACAGCAUGGGGUUGUCCCUAUUAUUACCCUUUAUGCCCAGCGCCAUCGCCACUCCUUGAAAUACCCGCUAUGUUUCCGCUAGUUAUUAAUACAAUUAUGGCUAAUGGAUUCGCUAGUUGCUAUGGUCUUAAUAAAUGUAAUUGAAUAUUCGAAAUAUUAAAAUCUGUUUAUGCGAAUGGAUUCACAUCAAUUCAGUUAAAAUUGUAUUGUCAUUGAUUGAUUGGAUCAUAUUCAUUACAUAAUUGCUUUGUGAAUAAGUUCCCAACACAUCUGUUGACAGUGAAUCAUUCUAUUGUCUGUUAAUCUGGCUGUUAACUAACAAACGGUUGUGAUAUGGCCAUAAUCAUGAAAAGAGGUUUGAUAACACGGAGUACAUGCACUAAUGAAUUAGCCAAUCAAACACUCCAGAUAAACGACAAGCGAAGAACUCAAAAAUCAAAGCCAAAGAAACUGUCUUUUUUUCUUUUUAAAAAAUUAUCUACCAUUUGCCAAAAGUUUUAAUGAGAAAUCUCGAUGCGAAGAUCUCAAAAUGUAGUUUAAAAUUAUAACUAACACUGUUCAUUCAAAAUACAUCUUUAAAAGUGUAGAAUUUAUUGCUUCUUCUUUUUAGAAUAUUGUUGCUAUGCCUAAAACCUUUUAAAAUUUAUGAAAAUUCCUCUACAAAUAUCUUUUCUUUGCAGUCUGCUCCAUUUUCUGUGUAUUUUUGCUUAUCGUAAAAGAGUGCGUUAUUACGGUUUGCAUGUGUGAAAUUUAUUUAUAGGUGUUUACAAAAGAACAUCGUAAUUUCAUUUAAGUAGUCCACACACUUUGUUACGUAGUGCAGCGCACUCUCUGUGCCCGAUGUAUGACUAACUAAACAAUAUAUAUAACUAAACCUAUACAAUUUAUUGUACCUAUUUCUCAGUCGUUUAUUAUAUCAUGGAUUCUGACUUUCGAAUAUCUAAUAUCAUUCACUUUCAAAAUCAAAUGAUUUAUUCAGAAAUUAGGCCUUCACUACUAAGCUACAAACUACUAGCAUUUCGAAACGACCAAUAAUGAGAAGAAAUGCCGAAAGAAACUCAUUCAAACAAUGUUUGUCCCUAUUAUGCCAGAAAGGCUUACCAUUUUUUAAAUAUAAAUUUAUGUAUAAUUUUUUAUCAGUAAUAUAACAACGUUAAGUACACAAUAAAGUACAUGGUCAAAAGG
This is a messenger RNA of Plodia interpunctella (Indianmeal moth), 3292 nucleotides long. RefSeq lists its product as uncharacterized. Lineage: Eukaryota; Metazoa; Arthropoda; Insecta; Lepidoptera; Pyralidae. The transcript has a single exon. The coding region runs from base 83 to 571 and encodes 162 amino acids. The record is from RefSeq and is a predicted model, not a curated record.